CUCCGCAGCACCUCCAACUCUGCCUGAAGAGGGCGGCACCCAGGCCCACUCCAGGUUUCGAGGACUUCGGGAAGUGGGACAAAUGCAUUGCUAUUGUGUUCACUUGGAUCCAAAACAACAGUCUCCCCCCUCCCGUGCCAGCUCGAGUAGUUUGUGGACAUCACCCGACUUGCAGUUCUUUUCUGCAUAAUCUUCAUCAGCGUGCAGGAAGCGAUUUUGAGUCAAGACGACUUUAUUUAUGAACCUUUGAAAGGAUCGUCUAACGUAAUGGACCUUGUAGGAGCAAUUUAUGUACUGUAAUUUUAUUUUAAUGUAUUUUGGUUUAUGAUUAUUUAUUAGUUUUUUUAUGCCUAUUCUAAGACAUUUCUGAAUGUAGGCCACCUCCCCUUACCUCCGCCCCCCCCCCAUGAAACUUUAUUUUUAAAAACCUAUUUCCUGGUAAGCCCUAAUCUUGGAAAAGAAAAAGGGUGGUGGAGGGGGGCGAACACUAAAAAUUGACUCCUUAUCCUUAGGGCGUUCUUAGAAAGUUGACUCUUUCAUUGUAUUUGAAGAGGUUGAAAUUAAAUUCUGACAUUACUUUUA
This is a messenger RNA of Cricetulus griseus (Chinese hamster), 582 nucleotides long. NCBI's taxonomy places the organism in Eukaryota, Metazoa, Chordata, Mammalia, Rodentia, Cricetidae. The record is from RefSeq and is a predicted model, not a curated record.